UUUUGCAGAUUUUCAUCCCGUUGCAUGAUGAAAUCACAAACCAUAUAUUUUUGUUGGUUAUGAAACUAAAGGAGAAAAUUGCCAAGUUGUGGGAUUUUGUGCCGGAAUUGACAUCAUUGAAUAGACGAAUUGAGAUAGCAAGAGCCACCAUGCUUCUGCUACAGACGGUGUUUGCAAGUGCAAUGUCAAAGUCCUCCAAUGUUUAUUACAAUUUUCCCUCCUUUCGCCUCUCAUUUGCAGAAGGUAACCCAACCACAUACAACAAAUAUAACAGUGGGAUCUACAUCAUGAUGCAGAUGAAGUGUUAUUCAAUUAUACAUCAUUGUGGAAGAAUUGCUCGUUCAAUCUCCUUAAUCUGGACCUUUUGUCAUAUCUACACUUUGCAUAGUUAUGGGAACUAACCACCUUUUCUCAGAAACAAUUUGCCUCCAAAACUCUUGACUCUCAAGUGCAUGCUCGAGUACAUUAUACAGAU
Molecule: messenger RNA, 475 nt
Organism: Fragaria vesca subsp. vesca
Lineage: Eukaryota; Viridiplantae; Streptophyta; Magnoliopsida; Rosales; Rosaceae
Exons: 2
Coding region: 60-401 (113 amino acids)
Source: RefSeq, a predicted model, not a curated record